ACUGUAAACGUAGUGGGACGUCACACGGCGAGCGGCGCAAGAACGUUCCAUCGCUAUUGGACCUCCCGAAAGCCAUCGAGGUUCCCUUCGGUACAAUUUGACUACCUUGGGCUUUAUGCUCGUACUUUUGGAGCCCGUUUCCAGAUAGCGAGUGACUGUGUGGAUUUUAAUCAAUUUUGGACGCACGCCGGAAACAUUUCUGUCAAACGAAAGUUGAGUCGAGAUGAGUGUGGAGGCGUACGGGCCAAGCUCCCAGACCCUCACCUUCUUGGACACCGAGGAAGCGGAGUUGCUCGGAGCGGACACCCAGGGCUCCGAAUACGACUUCACCGACUUUACCCUCCCGAGCCAAACACAGACCCAGGGCCAGACUCAGAGCCAGUUGGACAGUCAGGUUAACGGUCCGGACGAGGGGCUCCACAACGGCGGUAUCGAUGACUCUGUGGCCAAAGCCAGUCAGCUGUUAGCCGAACUCAAUUUUGAGGAAGACGAAGAAGACGCCUACUAUACGAAGGACCUGCCGGUGCACGCUUGCAGCUACUGUGGUAUUCAUGAUCCAGCCUGUGUGGUGUACUGCAAUACCAGCAAGAAGUGGUUCUGUAACGGUCGUGGGAACACAUCUGGCAGCCACAUCGUAAACCACUUGGUGCGAGCCAAAUGCAAAGAGGUGACCCUUCACAAGGAUGGACCUUUGGGCGAGACGGUGCUGGAGUGUUACAACUGCGGAUGUCGCAACGUCUUCCUCCUGGGUUUCAUCCCAGCCAAGGCUGAUUCCGUCGUGGUGCUCCUCUGUCGACAGCCGUGCGCCAGCCAGAGUAGCCUGAAGGACAUCAACUGGGAUAGCUCCCAGUGGCAGCCACUCAUCCAAGACCGCUGUUUCCUGUCCUGGCUGGUGAAGAUCCCAUCGGAGCAGGAGCAGCUGCGUGCCCGUCAGAUCACCGCCCAGCAGAUCAACAAACUGGAGGAACUCUGGAAGGACAACCCCGGUGCUACCUUGGAGGACUUGGAGAAACCCGGCGUGGAUGAGGAGCCCCAGCAUGUGCUGCUGCGCUACGAGGACGCUUACCAGUAUCAAAAUAUCUUUGGUCCUUUGGUCAAACUGGAGGCAGACUAUGACAAGAAGCUAAAAGAGUCUCAGACCCAAGACAACAUAACAGUCAGGUGGGACUUGGGCCUGAAUAAGAAGCGGAUUGCGUAUUUCACUCUGCCCAAGACGGAUUCCGAUGAUAUGCGUUUGAUGCAAGGUGAUGAGAUCUGCCUGCGGUACAAAGGCGAUCUGGCCCCGCUCUGGAAAGGGAUCGGCCAUGUCAUCAAGGUCCCGGACAACUACGGGGAUGAAAUUGCUAUUGAAUUGCGGAGCAGUGUUGGAGCCCCUGUGGAAAUUCCACAUAACUUCCAGGUUGACUUUGUGUGGAAAGCCACCUCCUUUGACAGGAUGCAGAGCGCUCUGAAGACCUUUGCUGUGGACGAGACCUCGGUGUCCGGGUACAUUUACCACAAGCUGCUGGGUCACGAAGUGGAAGACGUGACCAUCAAGUGUCAGCUGCCGAAACGCUUCACUGCUCAGGGCCUUCCCGAUCUCAAUCACUCCCAGGUCUAUGCUGUAAAGACUGUGCUGCAGAGACCUCUAAGUCUGAUCCAGGGUCCUCCUGGUACCGGGAAGACCGUCACCUCUGCCACUAUUGUUUACCACCUGUCUCGUCAGGGCAACGGGCCGGUCCUGGUGUGCGCUCCCAGUAACAUUGCAGUGGACCAGUUAACUGAGAAGAUCGACAAGACUGGGCUGAAGGUGGUCAGACUGUGUGCCAAGAGCCGUGAGGCUAUCGAGUCUCCAGUGUCCUUCCUGGCGCUGCAUAACCAGAUCAGCAAUAUGGACAGCAUGCAAGAACUUCAGAAACUCCAGCAGCUAAAGGAUGAGACUGGCGAACUUUCCUCUGCCGACGAGAAGCGCUACAGAGCCUUGAAACGCACGGCUGAGAGGGAGCUGCUCAUGAAUGCGGAUGUGAUCUGCUGCACCUGCGUCGGCGCGGGGGACCCUCGCCUGGCCAAGAUGCAGUUCCGCUCCAUCCUGAUUGACGAGAGCACCCAAGCCACCGAACCGGAGUGCAUGGUGCCCGUUGUGCUUGGAGCAAAGCAGCUCAUCCUGGUGGGUGACCACUGCCAGCUGGGUCCUGUUGUGACAUGCAAGAAGGCAGCCAAGGCAGGGUUGUCACAGUCUCUGUUUGAGCGCCUGGUGGUUCUGGGCAUCCGACCAAUUCGCCUGCAGGUCCAGUACCGAAUGCACCCGGCUCUCAGUGCCUUCCCAUCCAACAUUUUCUACGAGGGCUCCCUGCAGAAUGGCGUCACAGCAGCCGAUCGCAUCAAGAAGGGCUUUGACUUCCAGUGGCCGCAGCCGGACAAACCCAUGUUCUUCUACGUGACUCAAGGCCAGGAGGAGAUUGCCAGCUCUGGAACAUCUUACCUGAACAGGACCGAAGCUGCAAAUGUGGAGAAAAUCACCACCAGGCUCCUGAAGGCUGGAGCCAAGCCGGACCAGAUCGGGAUCAUUACCCCUUACGAGGGUCAGCGUUCCUAUCUGGUCCAGUACAUGCAGUUCAGUGGCUCCUUGCACACCAAACUGUACCAGCAAGUGGAAAUCGCCAGUGUGGACGCCUUCCAGGGCAGAGAGAAAGACUUCAUCAUCCUGUCCUGCGUCCGUGCCAACGAGCACCAGGGCAUCGGGUUCUUAAACGAUCCUCGUCGACUUAAUGUGGCUUUGACCAGAGCCAAAUAUGGAGUGAUCAUUGUGGGGAACCCCAAGGCUCUAUCUAAGCAACCGCUGUGGAACAACCUGCUGAACAACUACAAGGAGCAGAAGGUCCUUGUGGAGGGACCCCUCAACAACCUGAGGGAGAGCCUGAUGCAGUUCAGCAAACCACGCAAACUCGUCAACACCAUCAAUCCCGGCGGUCGUUUCAUGAGCACCGCCAUGUACGAUGCCCGUGAAGCUCUCAUUCCUGGCUCCGCCUACGAUCGCAGCAGUACCGUCGGUCGUCCAUCCAACAUGUACUUCCAAACCCACGACCAGAUUGGCAUGAUCGGCGCCGGUCCUGGUCACAUGGCCGCAAUGAAUCUACCGAUACCUUUCAACCUGGUCAUGCCGCCCAUGCCGCCGCCCAGCUAUCUCGGCCAGACUAACGGACCCGCUGCAGGUCGUGGAGCCAUGAAGGGUAGCAAGCUUGGUCGCGGCGGGCGACAGAGGCCCCGCGGCUCAGCGGUCCAAGGCGCCGGUCACGGACCCCACAGCCAAGCCAGCCAGGACGGGGCCUCGCAGUCCUUCUCGCAGGGGCCCCUGACUCAAGGCUACAUCUCGAUGAGCCAACCUUCCCAGAUGAGCCAACCUGGUUUGUCCCAGCCGGAACUGUCCCAGGACAGUUACUUGGGAGACGAGUUCAAGUCCCAAAUUGACGUGGCUUUGUCCCAGGACUCCACGUACCAGGGUGAACGUGCUUACCAGCAUGGUGGGGUGACCGGCCUGUCACAGUAUUAGAGUGGUGCUUUUGAAGGAAGUGAGCUAGGCUUGAGCUGAGCUUUUAGUUCACCGGCUUUUUAAAUCUGGGAAAUAUUAAAAUCAUAAAAUGGAUACCUGUUUUCCUCUGCUACAAACCGAAGCACCACCGAGUGAAAGCGACGGGAUAGCAAAGCAACGACCAGCGAGCGAAAAUAAAGAUGGCAGAAGAAGCGAGCGCGAAGAAGAGACACAGGCGGAGGGAAGAAGAAAGGCGAGAGAGAGGCCCGGCGAACGAGCAAAGAGACGUGCCCCCCGAUGUGCGAGGAGUCGAGAAAAGACGGCGAUGAAGUGAUGUCAAGGGGGGGUUAACGAGUGGAGACGCCAACGGGGGGGGGGACGCAAAUGAGGCUCACAUCCCCAACCCCAAACGCCCCCAAAACGAGAACACCCUUUCACCUUGCAGCCUCCCGGGAACGCCGUCGGAUGACAACCGAGGCUUUUUUUUCCCCCCCCCAGCUGAGAUUUUCGCAAGAAUUACUGAAGGAGACAAGAUCUUUUCGAUAAGAUCUAGAAAUCAUCCUCAAUUGUCAGCUGGUCGUCCAAAAAAAAAAAAAAAAACACGUGAUGUCCUGGACUGAUGUUAAAUUUGAUGGGAGGACGACAAUCGCCCGCCGCCGCCGCCGCCGCCGCCGCCGCCGCCAUACCAGGCGCUAAAUAAAACCAUCCGGGCCUCCGAAGGAAGUGGCAGUCGACUCUCUCGCUCUCUCUCUCCGUGAGAGGAAACGAAAUACUGUUUCCGUGCUUGAGACUGACGUUCCAGAGCCUUGAAUCGGGGAAAAAAAAAUUCCCUUUCCCGUGGGGAAACUCUGGGUUUUUUUUUUUUUUUUUUUUUUACAAGGUCUUCAAAAUGGAGACAUGUCAGCGGCGAGGGGAUGACAGACUUGUAAUGACGUGCAAACCCCCCUACUUGUGUCGCACUCAUUUUUACGAGACCUUUUUCUUCUCUGAAGUACCUUUUUUUUUUUUUUAAUCAACCGGAGCACAAAAUUGCAAAAAAAAAAAAAAAAAAAAGUGAUUAAUUAAUUAAUUCCACACGACCAGCAAUGAAUAUCAACAGUGUCUGAUGGGGAGUCGUGUCUGGAAAAUUUGACUUGUUUGCCGAACCCUGGCGGAGGGGGUUGAAAACUUGGAAGAGUCCACAAAAACCCCCAUCUGGAGGUGAAGGAGGACUACGUAGACCCAGCACGGAGAUUAUGGUAAUCACAUACAUACACACACAUAUAUAUAUAUAUAUAUGAGCGGGAGAAAAGGAAGGUGGCUCAGAAAGAAAACGGGUUACCGGAUCUUGUCUUGGAGUCGUUCAGAUCCGAGACGUAACAAACUUAGACCAAAAUCUUGUCAGGGUUUGUAAAACAAAACAAAGCCAUUCUCAAAUCAUCCUAAAAAAAAAAAAUCAGUAAGGGACCUUUUUUUUUUUUUUUUUUUCGAGUGCAUUUUAAAAU
Molecule: messenger RNA, 4992 nt
Organism: Doryrhamphus excisus (bluestripe pipefish)
Lineage: Eukaryota; Metazoa; Chordata; Actinopteri; Syngnathiformes; Syngnathidae
Product: regulator of nonsense transcripts 1-like
Biological process (GO): nuclear-transcribed mRNA catabolic process, nonsense-mediated decay
Cellular component (GO): cytoplasm
Molecular function (GO): DNA binding; RNA helicase activity; hydrolase activity
Source: RefSeq, a predicted model, not a curated record